Molecule: messenger RNA, 1800 nt
Organism: Clarias gariepinus (North African catfish)
Lineage: Eukaryota; Metazoa; Chordata; Actinopteri; Siluriformes; Clariidae
Gene: gipc3
Product: GIPC PDZ domain containing family, member 3
Exons: 6
Coding region: 13-1014 (333 amino acids)
Molecular function (GO): protein binding
Source: RefSeq, a predicted model, not a curated record
AGGCCAGACAGCAUGCAGAAGGACUCAGGGAAAAAGGGUGAAGUCGGACUGAUGCAGGACGGAGACGCCAUGAGCCCACAAACGCAGGACUCUAAGAGCUCGACCGGGGAAGAAGAAGGUGGCGUGGUGCCCUCUGCACCACCAUUACCUACUUCACCUCCUUCUCCACCUUGCCAGAGACCGAAAUUGAUAUUUCACACUCAGCUUGCUCAUGGAAGCCCUACAGGCCGCAUUCAUGGCUUCACCAACGUAAAAGAGCUGUAUGCCAAGAUUGCUGAGGUUUUCAACAUUUCUCCAUCUGAGAUUCUCUUCUGCACUUUAAACUCACACAAAGUGGACAUGCAGAAGUUGCUGGGUGGGCAGAUCGGCCUUGAGGACUUCAUCUUUGCCCACAUCAGAGGAGAAACUAAAGAAGUGGAGGUCACUAAAACCGAGGACGCACUUGGUCUGACCAUCACCGAUAAUGGUGCAGGAUAUGCUUUCAUUAAGAGAAUAAAAGAGGGCAGCACCAUCGAUCGACUGAAGAAUGUGUGUGUCGGUGAUCACAUCGAGGCCAUUAAUGACCAGAGCAUUGUGGGUUGCCGUCAUUAUGAAGUGGCCAAGAUGCUGAAGGAGCAGCCGCGAGGCGAGCCGUUCACUCUCAGACUGGUGGGACCCAAGAAAGCGUUUGACAUGAUUGGUCAGAGGACACGAGCACCCAAAUCCAGCGAAGGCAAAAUGGUGAGCGGCAAAGAAACUCUGCGUCUGCGCUCGAAAGGACCAUCAACUGUUCAGGAAGUGCCCAGUGAGUUUGAGGAGAAGGCUAUUAAGAAGGUGGAUGAUCUUCUGGAGAGCUACAUGGGCAUACGGGAUCCUGAACUUGCAACCACUAUUGUAGAAGCCGCCAAAGACAAGCAAAAUCCAGACGAUUUUGCAGAGGCUCUAGACUCUGUCCUGGGGGAUUUUGCCUUCCCUGACGUCUUUCUGUUUGACAUCUGGGGAGCUCUUGAGGAUGCAAAAAAUGACAGAGUUUAGACCACUUUUUCAGCUUCUGGUUUUCUUACUAAGACUUUGAUAUUAUCACAGUAUUCUUCUGUCAGAUGUAACUGUUUUUUUUUGCAACUGGUUAUACAUAACUCAACAUGAGAGUUAGAGGUAGCACUUUAAUUUUUGCACGUUUAUUAUUUAACUUUGACAGUCCUGAACUCACAUCCUUAACCGCAGAGCUGACACUGCCCCAGCAAACCCCUGAGUGCAAAUACCGGAAAUGUGCAGUGUCAUUAACUUGUUUGUGAAGCACAAAAAAUGUCAGAAGACCACAUAUGUGAACAGUGACUGGGAAAAUCAGUUAUUGUGAGUUAUAAAAAACUUUACACACUGAGUAUGUAAUGUGUGCUACUUUGUCAGAAGUAAAUAUUAUUAUCGAUUUGUAAAAUUAUGUUUAAGCAAUAAGUAAUUAUAGUAAAACACAUCUUGCUCUAAACACUGUUGGUGCAACUUACACUUUAUUUAAAAUUAUACUAUUCCUGUUAUUCUACUAACCUAGUUAAGAAAGAAAUGUCACAAAAAAUGUUAUGUUCUAAUUUGAAAGUAUUUUCUGCUCAACUAUGUUUGGGACAAGUGUAAAACUUAUUUAAACUAGUAUAUUUCAUAUAAUUAAUAUUCAGUGAAUGUACAUAAUAAAUUAACUAUAAUCCACUAAAUGCUUCAAAACCUAAAUGCAAUACUAUUUAAAAUGUUUUUCCAGCCUUACUGGAAAUGAUUAUUAAUAAAUGGCUUUUCUGAAUAGUUUUAUGCGUCAUGAAAUAAUGUUAACUCCCA